This is a messenger RNA of Sarcophilus harrisii (Tasmanian devil), 1846 nucleotides long. RefSeq names its product dynein axonemal light chain 4 (gene DNAL4). Gene Ontology annotation, biological process: microtubule-based process. The transcript has 4 exons. Bases 620 to 934 code for a protein of 104 amino acids. Gene Ontology annotation, molecular function: dynein light intermediate chain binding; dynein intermediate chain binding. The record is from RefSeq and is a predicted model, not a curated record. Lineage: Eukaryota; Metazoa; Chordata; Mammalia; Dasyuromorphia; Dasyuridae. Gene Ontology annotation, cellular component: dynein complex.
UUUCUACAGAUGACAGCGCACGGCGGCCACAGAAGUUAAAAGACCCGCCAGGGCCUCGGGGCCAGCACGGGAGAAAGCCGGGAUUCGGAAUCGAGUCCUUUAGGUCCGAGCUCAGGGACCUAUAGGAACGCCUUCUGAGGGCAGGGCCCGGGCCGCGCUUGCGCAAGGAACGCUCCGAACAAAGGGCUGUGGAAGUUAGUGGAAGUUGGAGACUUAACGCCCGUUUCUUCAGGCGCGCCGGGGCAGCUCUGAGAGAAGCCCCUCCCCUUCCCCUUUUCUAAGCGUCGGCCUUCUAAGUCGAGGACCCAUGCGGAUGAUUGGCAGUCCCGGACACCAGUAAUCCGUCAGGCCUCUGCCAAAGCUUCGCCUCGGGGGCGGGACUUCCUGUGCCGGUUGCUAAGACAAUCUUGUUUCCCUCCUUGACAACGCCAGGGUGGCGGCUGCAGCGGUGCGGGGCCCCGGCGGCGGGAGCAGCAGCAUCCCCUUGGGGGGAGCAUUCUCUCCUGCCUCUGAGACAGCUGGGCCUGCCUCCUUAGCCUUCCUGGUUCUCCCUAAUUGCUACCAUUAGCACCUCCCCAGGAGUGCUCCUCUUUCAUCAGCUGUUCACAGUGGAAGGAUCAUGGGAGAAGAAACAAAGAAGGAUGACGCAGAUUACAAGAGACUACAGAUCUUUCCUCUGGUCAGACACUCGGACAUGCCAGAGGAGAUGAGACUGGAGACCAUGGAGUUGUGUGUCACCGCCUGUGAGAAGUACUCCAACAACAAUGAGAGCGCCGCCAAGAUGAUCAAAGAGACCAUGGACAAGAAAUUCGGCUCCUCCUGGCACGUGGUGAUCGGCGAGGGCUUCGGCUUCGAGAUCACCCACGAGGUGAAGAACCUGCUGUAUCUGUACUUUGGCGGCACGCUGGCCGUGUGUGUCUGGAAGUGCUCCUGACACAGGCCGAGCCCCUCCCGGCCCGGCCCUGCCCCGCGGCUCUCCCUGGGCAGGGCAGCCUCAGGCCGGCCCUGGCUUUGGGAGGGAGCCCCGGGGCCUUCUCUUUCUCUCCGUGUGUGUAUUGUGUGUCUUUGUGGGCACUUCCCCUGGCACCUGGGUGCCUUACUUGUGCUUGUGUGUGUGUCCGAGUGUCUACCGUCUCACUCCAAGAGUUGGGAUAUGGGGGCAGCAGGCUCCGGGGCAGUGGGCAGGGAAGGAGCCCCCAGAGCGGAGCCUGAGCCAGUUGGGAAGGGAGGGGGGCCCAGAGCUGCCCGGGGCUCCUCCCAGCUUCCCUUCCCGCAGCCUUUCAAGAGGCUCGGGGUCCCUCCAAGUGGCGCCUCUGGGCCCCUUGCCUGCAGGCCGUCUUCACUGGCCAGUGAAGACUGAAUCUCUCCUCUGGGCGGACAAGUGAUUACUGCCCUUUCUUGUCCCCCGAGAAGGGAAGUAGCAGGACCUCCCCACGUGACCUCCUAGUUUACUCACCCACUGCAUCUUAAAUAGACUGGCAGCAGAAGCAGCCACCCCCUCUGGGGGCCUUCCCCCCUCCUCCUCGCCUCCCUCCAGGAGGCCAGGUCAGCCUUUUCACACCUCCACCGCCGAGGGGGGGAGGCUGGAAACCCUCCCGAGUCACGGAGGGAGCGCCAGUGGCCUGGUUUGCCCUCCCGGUUGGGCCCCCAAGGCUGCUGCUACUUAGUCAUCAGGGACCCUGUAUAUUUGUACAACUUAUUUCUCUGUCUUGGGUUUUCUAUGUGAUUUUUUUGAGUGUGGGUUGGAGAGGGGAUUUAGUAGAAAGAAGAACUAACUGUAUUUUACACAACAGUUUUAUUUAUAUGGAUGUUUUUGGUUUUUAUGAUUAAAGUUACCAGAAACAGA